AUUGGUGAAAUAAAAUCAGCAGUGGAUAUUUCUGAGGAAGAGUGGCAUAACACUUUAAGGACAAAUUUGACAGGAUCUUGGCUAGUUUCCAAAUAUGUUGGAAAACACAUGCAAGCUGCAAAACGAGGAGGCUCUAUUAUUAAUAUUUCAUCUAUUGCUGGUUUAAAUAGAAUAUCAGUGCGAGGGGGCAUUGCCUAUUCUUCCUCCAACAAGGCUGCCAUGGAUAGCAUGACCAAGGUAAUUGCAUUGGAAUUGGGAGAACAUAACAUAAGAGUGAAUGCAAUAGCUCCAGGAAUUUUCAAAUCGGAGAUUACUGAGAAAUUAUUGCAAAAAGAUUGGCUAAAAAAUGUAGCAACAAGAAGUGUUCCACUGAAAACUUUUGGAACCACAAAUCCUGCUUUAACUUCACUUGUGAGAUACUUGGUCCAUGACUCUUCCAAUUACAUAUCUGGCAACAUAUUUAUUGUUGAUUCUGGUUAUACUCUUCCUGGUAUCCCUAUCUUUUCUUCUCUAUAA
Molecule: messenger RNA, 516 nt
Organism: Nicotiana tabacum (common tobacco)
Lineage: Eukaryota; Viridiplantae; Streptophyta; Magnoliopsida; Solanales; Solanaceae
Source: RefSeq, a predicted model, not a curated record